AUGACUGGUAAAGAAGGAAAGGUCCUGGUGUGUGAUUUACCAAUGAUGUAUCCACGCGAUCUGCUGCGGUUUGAGCGGGAGGGCGGUGUGUGGGGCGAACAGUGGCGAGUGCGCCGCAAGCAACUCUCCGCCGCGUUGACGGUCUCGGCCCUCUCGACACUUCUCGGCUCUUAUUACGUCGUCACCCGUCGAAAUACGGGCUUUGUGCUCUUCAGCACCUUCUCUGGUUUCUCCGUUUUGGGCUUCUGCGUUGGCGGCGCCCUCGCCCCGCUGGUGUACCCGAACGUCGCGAACAACCGCGAGACGUCCAUGAUGCGGCGGGUGUGGUGGGCGAAGGAGUGUGCGCGGCACUGGGACUACUCGCAGGUGCAGGAGGACACCUGGCACGCGGAGUACCCACACGCCCAGCUGCCAGAGGGAAAGAAACGGACAGGAGAUGCGAUGUAG
Molecule: messenger RNA, 447 nt
Organism: Trypanosoma theileri
Lineage: Eukaryota; Euglenozoa; Kinetoplastea; Trypanosomatida; Trypanosomatidae
Exons: 1
Coding region: 1-447 (148 amino acids)
Source: RefSeq, a predicted model, not a curated record